Fusarium falciforme is the source of this 1662-nucleotide messenger RNA. Its product is annotated as 2-methylcitrate dehydratase, mitochondrial. The record is from RefSeq and is a predicted model, not a curated record. NCBI's taxonomy places the organism in Eukaryota, Fungi, Ascomycota, Sordariomycetes, Hypocreales, Nectriaceae. Gene Ontology annotation, molecular function: 2 iron, 2 sulfur cluster binding; 2-methylcitrate dehydratase activity. The coding region runs from base 1 to 1662 and encodes 553 amino acids. Gene Ontology annotation, cellular component: mitochondrion. The transcript has 3 exons.
AUGUCUGCCGUUAGUCGGAGUCUCCGGACGGCCACCAAGCAGCUGCGCUUCCAGUCCCGGGGCCUUCGUGUCGCCGCCCCUCUCGUGGCCCGCUCGGCAUUCGGCGCCGCUCGCUCGUCGACUCCCGCAUCGUACAGCGCCUUCUCAACAUCCGUUGCCAGAUCCUCCGGAGCUCCCAACAUGGCCGCCGCUCCCCGUGAAUACGAUCCUGAGAUCAAGGACAUUGCCGACUAUGUCGCCAACAAGACCAUUGAUUCUGAGCUUGCCUUCGACACUGCUCGAUGGAUCCUCCUCGACACCCUCGGCUGCGGUCUCGAGGGCCUGAGGUUCAAGGAGUGCUCCAAGCUCCUCGGCCCCAUUGUCCCCGGCACCGUCGUCCCCAACGGCCCCAAGGUGCCCGGCACCCCCUUCCAGCUUGACCCCGUCAACGCCGCCUUCAACAUCGGCGCCAUGAUCCGGUGGCUCGACUUCAACGACUGCUGGCUCGCCGCCGAGUGGGGUCACCCCUCGGACAACCUCGGUGCCAUCCUCGCCGUCGCCGACUGGGUGAACCGCACCAACAAGGCUGGUGGUAACCUCGCUGGCGGCAAGAUCUUCACCGUCAAGGACGUCCUUGAGGGCAUGAUCAAGGCCCACGAGAUCCAGGGCUGCCUGGCUCUCCUCAACUCUUACAACAAGGUUGGCCUGGACCACGUCGUCCUCGUCAAGGUCGCCUCCACCGCCGUCGUCUCCAAGAUGCUCGGCCUCAGCGAGAAGCAGAUUGCCGACGCCGUCACUCAGGCCUGGGUUGAUGGCCAGAGUCUGCGAACCUACCGUCACUCCCCCAACACCAUGUCCCGAAAGUCGUGGGCUGCUGGUGAUGCUUGCCAGCGUGCCGUGAAUCUCGCUCUCAAGGUCAUGAAGGGUGAGCAGGGUGUCCCCACCGUCCUGUCCGCUCCCGUCUGGGGCUUCUACGAUGUCCUCUUCAAGGGCAACAAGUUCGAGUUCCAGCGUCCCUAUGGCAGCUAUGUCAUGGAGAACGUCCUCUUCAAGGUCUCCUACCCUGCCGAGUUCCACUCCCAGACCGCCGUCGAGGCCUCUGAGAAGAUCCACCACAUCCUCAAGGCCCAGGGCAAGUCUGCUGCCGACAUCAAGGCCAUCACCUGCCGAACCCACGAGGCCUGCAUCCGCAUCAUCGACAAGCAGUUCAAGCCCAUGGACAACUUUGCCGACCGUGACCACUGCAUCCAGUACAUGUGCGCCACCAUGCUCGUCUUCGGCCGCCUCGAGGCCACCGACUACGUUGACGGUGGCGAGGCCGCCACCUCUCCCCUGGUCGAGUCCCUCCGCCAGAAGAUCAAGUGUGUCGAGGACCCCCAGUACACCAAGGACUACCAUGACCCCAACCUGCGAACCAUCUCCAACGCCCUCACCGUCGAGCUUAACGACGGCACCGUUCUGGAGGAGGUCGCCGUCGAGGCUCCCCUGGGCCACCGUCUCCGCCGCGAGGAGGCCAAGCCCGUCAUCCUCGAGAAGUACAAGCGCCACCUCGGCCCCCACUACCCCGAGGCCAGGGUCAAGGAGCUUGUCGAGCUCAACCUGGAUGCCAAAAAGCUCGAGUCUACUCCUGUGGAUGAGUACGUUGACCUGUACACUGUUGAGAGCAGCCAGUUUGUGCAAUAA